Molecule: messenger RNA, 1188 nt
Organism: Truncatella angustata
Lineage: Eukaryota; Fungi; Ascomycota; Sordariomycetes; Amphisphaeriales; Sporocadaceae
Exons: 3
Coding region: 1-1188 (395 amino acids)
Source: RefSeq, a predicted model, not a curated record
AUGGCGCAGCACAUCUUCAAGCCUAAUGAACGCAGAGCAGUUCGACAUAUACGCAGAGGCAUGAUACCAACAAUGCAUAAUGAUAGAGAAGAGCAUCAUGUCCAGCACGACAACGCAGUAGAUGUGCGAACGGUUUCCGCCGGCACGUCCAAAGCCAUGUCAGACCCGCAAGAGGUUGAAGACAGUACAGGUCGUUAUCAGGCUGAGACAGGAGCCAAGAAUAUCUCGUCCCAUCUAACCCAACAACAGAUCGUUCAUCACGAGCAAGAACAGCUCCCCUUGAUACGGCAUGAUAGCACUACGAAAGACAUAACUAGUCUUUCGGACGUUCUGACUGACGAUGAGACCAUCAGCAUUAAGGCAAGCACCAUAGAUCCUUCAUCAUCUCCAAUGACUUGUUCGGUCAAUGAAGAGCAUGAUGAUUCGAACGGCCCGCCUCAGUCCCCUAUGUCGCCGACGCCAAGUCCACCCGCUAAGGAUGGAUAUGCGACAAGGGGUAUGAUGGGAGCAUUGGCAAGCCCGGGAAGUCGACUGCAUCAUCAUGGCACUGUGGGCGCACCAAAAUUCUGCGCGACGUGCGGCUUCAGCACCGACGAACUACUACAGCUCUGCGAGAAAGCCUUGCAGUUUCAUCGGCACGACAAGAUUGCCUGGAAUACGUUAGUUAAUAAUAGCCCUGCGGUAUCUUCGCAGGAGAAGAAUGCGGCCAUGCUUAGGAUUAGUCUCUGGGCGAUCCGCGAUUAUGCAUUGACUAUGAGAAAGCGACUUGAUGGCAGCGCUGCUGAAAGAAGCAUAGAUGGUUUCAAAUUAUUUGAGCCACCGAUCGCGGCUUCAAGUGACAGUUCCCGAGGGACCGCCUGCACUACUCCACGAAGCCAUCUGAACCAAACCUCUGAUGUUGCACGUUACCCUAAAGAGAAUGACAAUUAUUUGGGACACAGCGGCGAUCAAGAAUAUGUAGAUGUGGAAACCCGGGGAAGACCGGCCAAAAGAAGACGGGUCAUGUCUCAUAAGCCUUGGAGUCCUCGACAGGAGGAGACUCUAAGAGCAGGUAUGGAACAAGAGCAGAGUUGGGAAGAUAUAGCCAGAAGGCUGGGUCGAACGCCGGCAGGGGUGAGGCAGCACUGGUGGAUGAUGGAGCGCAGGUUCAGUCCGAGGAAACAUCAAGUCCAGAGGCCAUCAGACUGA